Solea senegalensis (Senegalese sole) is the source of this 799-nucleotide messenger RNA. It is a transcript of the gene pcbd1, whose product is annotated as pterin-4 alpha-carbinolamine dehydratase/dimerization cofactor of hepatocyte nuclear factor 1 alpha. Gene Ontology annotation, molecular function: 4-alpha-hydroxytetrahydrobiopterin dehydratase activity. The record is from RefSeq and is a predicted model, not a curated record. Bases 125 to 433 code for a protein of 102 amino acids. The transcript has 4 exons. Gene Ontology annotation, biological process: tetrahydrobiopterin biosynthetic process. NCBI's taxonomy places the organism in Eukaryota, Metazoa, Chordata, Actinopteri, Pleuronectiformes, Soleidae.
GGACCCACACACAGCUCAGCUCAUGUGUGUUAGAUGGGUUCAUUCCUGUUGCACUCACUGCCUGUGACAGCAGAUUUGUCUCUGAAAGCUGAAUUCUCUCUGUGUGUGAAGGCGCUCUGCAAACAUGGCUGGUAAGAUACAGAGUCUGAAUGAAGAGGAGAGAACUCACCUACUCCCCCUGCUACGCAACGCUCAGUGGGUGGAGGUCGUGGGCCGGGACGCCAUUUACAAAGAGUUUGUGUUUAAAGACUUCAAUCAGGCUUUUGGUUUCAUGUCCAGAGUGGCUCUACAAGCAGAGAAGAUGGACCAUCAUCCUGAGUGGUUCAAUGUCUAUAAUAAGGUUCAAAUCACUCUCAGCACACAUGACUGUGGAGGCUUGUCGCAGCGUGACAUCACUUUGGCCACCUUCAUUGACCAAGCAUCUCUGAUGUGACCAACACAGUUUUCACAGUAAAGAAAUAAGCAGCGGGAGUCAGUGAUCGGUGUAUUUGACCUGCAAAAAGGAUAUGAACUAGUUACUUUCAUUCUAUAGCCAUCUGUAAAGGGUCCAAUAUAUUUUUGAUGGUGGUGGUUUGGUGAAUAUGGUAUCUUUGCUAUAAAAUCACAUUUACAUAUUACAGUAUAAGGAUUCAAUUCAUUCCUCAGUAACCAUUCCACUAUUAAUUACACCGCAUUUCUUCUUCAACAUCUUCAAGAACAACUAAAGGGCCAGUUGCUACCAACUCAAUGUGUGCCUCUGUCACAGCUUAUGUCCCAAAUACAUUCGUACUUUACCGUCAUUAAAAUCACUUUCUCUAUC